AUACUAUUAGCGUUCCGUCAUUCAAGAUGGACAGACGUGUAAUAAUGUGGUGGUUAAUAUUACUUUUACCUGCAGUGAUCUGUGACUAUAAGUAUGAAACAAAAUGGUUCAAAGUGCCGUUGGAUCAUUUUGGAUUUCACAGGAACGAAACGUUUAACAUUAAGUAUUUGGUGAACGAUACAUAUUGGGACAAAGGGGGCGGACCUAUAUUCUUUUACACGGGAAAUGAGGGUCAAAUCGAGGUGUUCGCAAAUCACACCGGCUUCAUGUGGGAGAUCGCAGCUGACUACAGAGCCAGGCUUGUAUUCGCUGAACACAGAUACUAUGGAGCGUCGAUGCCAUUCGGUGAUAAAUCUCUGGACAACGAACACAUCGGCUACCUGACCGCGGCUCAGGCGCUGGCAGACUACGCCGAGCUCGUCAAUUACUUACAGGGAGAUGUCUUGCAUCCAAGAUAUCCCGUUAUUGCCUUUGGAGGAUCGUAUGGUGGUAUGUUAGCUGCAUACUUCCGGAUGAAAUACCCUCACAUGGUGGCGGGUGCUAUAGCAGCCUCGGCGCCGAUCCAUAUGUACCCUGGCAUGGUGCCCUGCGAGGUGUUUGAUAGAAUCGUCACUUCAAGUUUUAAGAUCGCCAGUAGCAAGUGUGCAGAGAAUAUUAGACGAUCGUGGGCUGUCAUCAGGAAGAACGCAACGAGCAACGGUACGUGGAUCCAAAAGAACUGGAACCUCUGUGACCCUGUCAAAGACAGCAAAGACGUUGAUACUUUAGUCGAUUUCCUGAAGAUGAUCUACGAGACGCUGGCGAUGGUCAACUAUCCUUUCGCAAAUAGCUUCCUCAUGAGCUUGCCGGCGCAGCCAGUACGGGUUGCGUGUCAGUACCUUAGCGAAUCAUUAACUGAUGACUUGUUGUUACAGGCAAUUGGCAAAAUAAUUAACUUAUAUACAAAUUAUGACGGGAAGAACCCAUGUGUAAAGUACAAGGAUGGAAACAACUAUGGUAACCUCGACGCCAGCGGCUGGGACUUUCAGGCUUGUACUGAAAUGGUGAUGCCGAUGUGCACGAACGGCAAGGAUGAUAUGUUUGAGCCAAUGGCCUGGAAUUUUACUCAAUACUCGGAGGACUGCCACAAGAAGUAUAACGUGUACCCCAGAGCUGAAGGCGCCCGGAUCGAGUACGGCGGAGACCGCUUGCUCGCAGCCUCCAACAUCGUCUUCAGUAAUGGACUGCUAGACCCGUGGGCCGGAGGUGGUAUACUAAACAGCGUCAGUAGAUCGGUGACAGCGGUAGUAAUAAUUGACGCAGCGCACCAUUUGGACCUGAUGCCCAGCACACCCGACGAUCCCAGCUCUGUUCGAAUGGCACGGAACAUCCACAAACACAACAUAGACAAAUGGAUUAGAGAGUUCAGAGAAGAGCAGAAAAACAAACCGUGAUUAAUGCUACCUUAAUAAAUUUUUCGAUAUAACA
This is a messenger RNA of Leptidea sinapis, 1467 nucleotides long. RefSeq names its product lysosomal Pro-X carboxypeptidase. The transcript has 8 exons. Gene Ontology annotation, molecular function: serine-type exopeptidase activity; dipeptidyl-peptidase activity. Gene Ontology annotation, biological process: proteolysis. The record is from RefSeq and is a predicted model, not a curated record. The coding region runs from base 27 to 1433 and encodes 468 amino acids. Lineage: Eukaryota; Metazoa; Arthropoda; Insecta; Lepidoptera; Pieridae.